Molecule: messenger RNA, 966 nt
Organism: Dreissena polymorpha
Lineage: Eukaryota; Metazoa; Mollusca; Bivalvia; Myida; Dreissenidae
Product: homeobox protein mls-2-like
Exons: 2
Coding region: 1-966 (321 amino acids)
Biological process (GO): regulation of DNA-templated transcription
Molecular function (GO): DNA binding; DNA-binding transcription factor activity, RNA polymerase II-specific
Source: RefSeq, a predicted model, not a curated record
AUGGAAGAAAGCCAAUGGCAGCCAUGUUGUGUUCACACUCAUUCAUCUAGGGUGGUUGGAAUCGCACCUUCUCAGGCCGACGGGAUCGAAAAACCGUUAAAAUCGUUUAGAAUCAACGAUAUUCUAUCUUCCAGUUCAUCGGACGACUUCACAAAACAGCGGCGUAGGGAAUCUGAUUUCAAACGUUCUUCCGAUGAGUGUUCGGAGAAUAAAAGACGCAAAAGUCCUUCGCUCAAUGAUGGAAGAGAUUCCUGUGACAAGGCAUCGCCUCUUGCAAUUGUGAGGCCCUGGGAUACACCGGAAAGAAACAAUCAAGAAAAUGAUUACACGUGUUUAUCAAAUGGAUCUCACACAUCGAGAAAUAACCCAUGUGAUAAUCCGUCCCCACAUAAUUCCAGAUCAUCAACAUGUUUUUUAAAUGCAUCAACCAUUUCAACCCAAGUUUCGGUUAUUUAUCCGAAGUCGUCGGUUGCGUUAAACGGCAAAAAUGACCUUUUGCAAAAGUUUUAUAAUAACCAAAGACGUUAUGACGUGGAAUCGGAUUCUGACACCGAAAUCGACGUAGAGGGAUGUGAUGAAGAGAGAAGCGAUGUUUCUGGCAUUCAUUCGGACAAGGAAGAUGUCUCGCCAUUGGAUGCCUUGUUGGCAAUGUCCAGUAAAACUUUUUGGGGACUGGAUAGUAUUGACGAACAACAAGCCAGAGAUAUGGACCAGCAAAAUAAACAUAAUUUACCAAAGAAAAAACGUAAAACAAGAACUGCAUUUACAAACCAGCAAAUAUAUGAGCUGGAAAAGCGUUUUAUAUUGCAAAAGUACUUAACCCCGACGGACAGGGAUGAAAUUGCAGCCAAGCUCGGACUAACAAGUGCGCAGGUCAUAACAUGGUUUCAGAAUAGAAGAGCAAAGUUCAAACGCGACAUCGAAGAAAUGAAACAAGACGUAGUCGCUACUAGUCCGAAGAGAUAA